CCGCUUCUCCAUCCCAAUGUGCUAAUAAAGAAUUUUCCAAGGAAAAACCUUCCUUUAGCCUAACCAUCUCUCUCCGUGACCAUCCACGCCAAAGCUAGCUCUUCCAUGGAUAUGCCAAUAUCCACUUCUGAUGGGGAGAAAGCUGCAACAGCAGCACCUCACGUGGCAAUCCUCCCGAGCUCCGGUAUGGGCCACUUGACUCCCUUCCUCCGCUUCGCUGCUACUCUUGCAGCGCAAGGCUGCAAAGUCACCUUACUUACCAUCCAACCCACCGUCUCUUCCUCCGAGUCUCUCCACCUCUCCCGCUUCUUCUCCUCAUUCCCACAUAUCCAACCCCUCGAAUUCCACCUCCUCCCUUUCAACCCCUCCACUGCUUCCUCUACCGAUCCCUUCUUCCUCCAUUUCGAAGCCAUUCGUCGCUCCGCUCAUCUUCUCCCCUCUCUCCUCACUUCUUCAACUCCUCCUUUCUCCGCUCUCAUCACCGACAUCACCUUAGCCUCCGCCGUCGCUAAUCUCCCUCUCCCCUUUUCCAAUUACAUCUUCUUCACCUCCUCCGCUUCAAUGUUAUCCUUCUGCGCCUGCUUCCCCACCACAUAUUCUGCCAACGGUGGGGAUUUCCACAUCCCUGGGUUGCCGUCACCGAUCCCAAAUUCGUCCAUUCCUCCACUUCUCCACAUCCCAACGAACCUCUUCACAACCCAGUUCGUAGCGAACGGCCGCGCGCUCGUAGAAACCGACGGCAUCCUAGUCAAUACCUUCGCUGCGCUGGAGCCAGAGACGCUUGCUGCGCUCAACAGCAGCAAAGUAGUACCCGGGCUCCCGCCUGUGAUCGCUGCCGGACCAUUAGAACCUUGUGGGUUUGAGCAAAGCGACAUGAAGCUGCCGUGGCUGGACGAGCAACCGGCUGGGUCGGUGGUGUAUGUGAGCUUUGGAAGCCGGACGGCGCUCUCUGAGGACCAGAUCAAACAGUUGGGAGAUGGGUUAGAGAGGAGUGGGUGUAGGUUCUUGUGGGUGGUGAAGAGCAAGGUGGUUGACAAGGAUGAUCAGGUAGUGGAUUUGGGUGAUUUGGUAGGCAUUGAUUUCUUAGAAAGGGUGAAGGAUAGAGGGUUGGUGGUGAAGAAUUGGGUGGACCAAUGGGAGGUGCUGGGCCAUCCGGCAAUUGCAGGUUUUGUUAGCCAUUGUGGUUGGAAUUCUGUAACGGAGGCCGCGAUGCAAGGAGUGCCAAUCUUAGCUUGGCCCCAAUUCGGGGAUCAGAAGAUUAAUGCUGAGGUUGUAGAGAGGAAUGGAUUGGGAAUUUGGGUGAAGGAAUGGGGUUGGGGUAGAGAGAUGGUGGUGAUGGGAGAUGAGAUUGGCCGCCGUGUGAAGGAGCUGGUGACGGAUGCGGGAUUAAAGGCCAGUGCGGCUCGCAUUGGAGAGAAGUCCAGGCAGGCUGUUGGCGUCCAGGGGACUAGGGGUAAGGCACUUGCUGAAUGGAUAGAGAUGUGGAGUCACAGGUUGAGUGCUGCAGGAGCUGCUUUGUGAUGCUACUAUCGUUACAAUGGUUGGACCAGAUUUCAUGUAGGAGUGGGAAUCAUGGUUUAGUGGAUGGGUGGGCCAUGAGCCCAGAAUUCUCACAUUGGAAAAUCAGAGGCAUUGAUUUAUGGGUCUUUUUCUUUUGGUUUUCUUUGUUGGUUGAAUAUUUAUUGUUGCUUUCUUUUCCGUUUUAUCUAAGGAGACUCUCGUAUCACUGUGGGUUAGACUAACAUGAGUUGUUCUUCAGGCA
This is a messenger RNA of Magnolia sinica, 1762 nucleotides long. RefSeq names its product UDP-glycosyltransferase 708G1-like. NCBI's taxonomy places the organism in Eukaryota, Viridiplantae, Streptophyta, Magnoliopsida, Magnoliales, Magnoliaceae. Gene Ontology annotation, molecular function: UDP-glycosyltransferase activity. The transcript has a single exon. Bases 106 to 1521 code for a protein of 471 amino acids. The record is from RefSeq and is a predicted model, not a curated record.